This is a messenger RNA of Asparagus officinalis (garden asparagus), 1641 nucleotides long. RefSeq lists its product as uncharacterized. The coding region runs from base 1 to 1641 and encodes 546 amino acids. Gene Ontology annotation, cellular component: nucleus. The transcript has 3 exons. Gene Ontology annotation, molecular function: DNA-binding transcription factor activity; sequence-specific DNA binding. NCBI's taxonomy places the organism in Eukaryota, Viridiplantae, Streptophyta, Magnoliopsida, Asparagales, Asparagaceae. The record is from RefSeq and is a predicted model, not a curated record. Gene Ontology annotation, biological process: regulation of DNA-templated transcription.
AUGAGGUGCAAUGAGAAAGAAACCCUAAGCCUAGGGGCUCUCCUCUCGCAAGCCAAUGACCCCCCUCCGGCUCCGAAAUCACAACACAGCAUGAUAGACUCUCUAUUUGGGAGCAAGGGGAGCCUGAAGGGUAUCGAGUCCUCCUCGUGCUCCAAGAACCUCCUCCCUCCUCCUCCCUCUCCAACCGACCCCGCAUCAGAAUCCAAUGUCGACAUCGCCCCCUCCGACCCCGAUCUCACCACCGCUACGACCACCACUCUCCUUCAAAGCCUAAAAUUUGAUAUUGAUCUCGACGUCGAGGUCCAGUCCCCUGUCGACAACUCCAUAUGGGACUCCUUCUUGGCCGAUCAACUCGACCCCUCUACCGACUUCAUGCUCAUCUCCUCGCCUAGGAGAGACUACAUGAUGAUCUCUUCCCCUCGGAGAGACUACAUGAUCUCCUCCCCCAAGAGAGAUAACAUGAUCUCAUCGCCAAAGAGAGAAUACAUGGUCAUAACCUCCCCAAAGAGAACCAACAUGAGCAUGAACACGUCAAUAAAUAGCUACAGCUGUGGAUAUGCCUAUGGAGCUCAACAAGCCUAUGGGAACCCUAACCCUAACACCACUACUAAUACUUCUUCCUACACCACUAAAGGGAAGUCUCAAAGCCCUCUUCACAAGGUGUUCAACAACUCUAGGGCGUACAACUCAUCGUCUUCCGCGGGUUAUGAGGCGUUGUUGGAUGAAUACGGAAUGUACUCGAACUUGAAGGACGGGAGCACGACGGAGGUUUAUGAGGAGGCGGUUGGGGGGAUGACGGCGACGUUGUUGGAGUGUUUGGGGAUGCCGAGCUUGAAUGCGAGGUAUGGGGAGAGUAGCGAAGGGGAUCAUCAAGGGUAUGUCAAUGGAAUUGGGAUCGGUAGUAGUGUCGAUGGAGGAGGAGGAGGGUUGAUGGGGCUUAAUGAGGGUAGUUUGGGCAGUUGCAAGUCGGAGACUGGGGAGCAUGGACUGCUGGGGCCAAUGACUACUUGUGAUCAGACCGAGCAAGAACAGGACAACGGCCUGCACCUAAGCUUCCACCUCCUCCAUGCCCGCCUGCCGCCGCCCAGUCAGUUCGCCAAUGCGGAGACUAGCGGCUCUGCGGCCCGCCGCGUUCCCUCCACCAUCUCGCACCCGCCCACCGUCUCCCCCCUCGCGUCGCUGACUCGCAACCUCCUAGCAAUGAUAAGAGAUCAGGCCCCCAACAUAGUAACCUUAGUGGAACAAGAGGCCAGCCACAACGGCCCGCACUUUUUGGGCCGGUUUUUGGAGGCCCUACACUACUACUCAGCCAUCUUCGACUCCCUGGACGCGACUUUCCCUCCCGACUCCGCUGCUCGGGCCAAGCUCGAGCAAUACAUUUUCCAGCCCGAGAUCCGCAACAUUGUGGCUUGUGAAGGCCCGGCCCGAUUCGAGCGGCAUGAGAGACUCGAAAAAUGGAGGAAGAUAAUGGAGGGAAAGGGUUUUAAAGGGGUGGACUUGAGCCCAAACGCUGUGGCCCAAUCCAAGAUUCUGUUGGGCCUUUACUCUUGUGAUGGGUACAGGCUCACUGAGGAUCAAGGUUGCUUGUUGUUGGGUUGGCAGGAUCGGCCCAUUAUAGCCGCCUCCGCCUGGCGGUGUUGA